AUGUCUACUCUUCAUGCUAUUCUUGGAGGAGGAAAAGUGGCUGACAUAAUGCUGUGGAAGGACAAGAAAUCAGCUGGUGCAAUCUUAUUUGGGUUCACCACAUUAUGGUUUUUUCUACAAGUACGAGAAUACCAAUUUGUAUCUCUUCUUUGUGACACCCUCAUGCUGACUAUGACUCUUGGACUCCUCUGGUGCAAAUUCGCAGGACGAAUACUCAAUAGGAUGCCACGUGAGAUCAACAUUCAACUUCCAGAAUCUACUUGCAUCUACUUCAUUGGAACAAUUAACUGGUUCCUCUUGAAGUUAAGCGAAAUCACAUCUGGGAAAGACUUCAAACUCUUCUUUGUGGCAUUGGCUGGUCUAUACAUGAUGUCAACUAUAGGAACUUAUAUCAGCUCAUGGAACCUAAUCUAUACAGUCAUUCUUGCGGUAGGAACAUUGCCAGCUUUGUAUGCAAGAUAUGAAACUCAGGUUGAUACAAUCGUAGCCAGAUGCAUCAGUGGCGUGAAGAGAUUAUACGAAUUGUUUCAGGUCAAAAUUCUUGACAAGAUUCCCAGGCACAGAAAAUCAAAUUAG
Molecule: messenger RNA, 576 nt
Organism: Fragaria vesca subsp. vesca
Lineage: Eukaryota; Viridiplantae; Streptophyta; Magnoliopsida; Rosales; Rosaceae
Product: reticulon-like protein B14-like
Exons: 5
Coding region: 1-576 (191 amino acids)
Source: RefSeq, a predicted model, not a curated record